Molecule: messenger RNA, 3307 nt
Organism: Ostrinia nubilalis (European corn borer)
Lineage: Eukaryota; Metazoa; Arthropoda; Insecta; Lepidoptera; Crambidae
Product: bumetanide-sensitive sodium-(potassium)-chloride cotransporter-like
Exons: 19
Coding region: 102-2987 (961 amino acids)
Biological process (GO): chloride ion homeostasis; cell volume homeostasis; potassium ion import across plasma membrane
Cellular component (GO): membrane
Molecular function (GO): sodium:potassium:chloride symporter activity
Source: RefSeq, a predicted model, not a curated record
GUCGCGUCGGUUUCUCUGCACUAAUUAGUGCCGAUUAAUUCGCGGAACCAAUUCAGUAACUUGCCCUCGUUAUAAACGCCACGGUACUUCGGACCCGCAGGAUGGAAGAUGAUGAGCCCCUAUUAAAUUAUUGUGAAAUGCUAGCGCCGAAAACAUUUCGUCAGAAAUCUAACGAUGGAAGAAGCUUUAUCAAAAUAGUUACGGAAGAGGAUAGAAUCACACAUUCAUCCCAGGCCCAUGUGAUUGACCCGACACCAGAGCUGACCACGUUCGGAGGGAUCAAGCUAGGAUGGAUUCAGGGCGUCCUCAUUCCAUGCCUGCUGAACAUCUGGGGCGUGAUGCUGUUCUUGCGCAUAGCUUGGAUCGUGGCGCAGGCCGGCAUCGGGCUCACCAUCGUCAUCAUCUUCGUGUCAAGCUUGGUGUGCAUCAUCACCACUCUUUCCCUGAGCGCUAUAUGCACCAAUGGACGUGUGCAAGGCGGUGGUGUAUAUUACCUUGUAUCCCGCUCUCUGGGGGCUGAGCUAGGUGCCUCCGUGGGCAUUAUAUUCGCGUUUGCCAACGCAGUCGCGGCGAGCAUGAACACCAUCGGCUUCUGCGAGUCCUUCAACGAACUGCUGCGGCUACACGGCCUGAAGAUCCUGGACAAUAGCGUCAAUGACGUCAGAAUUGUUGGCGCUAUUGCUUUGCUCAUCAUGUGCAUCAUAUGCGCUAUUGGGAUGGACUGGGAGACGAAGGCACAGAACUUUUUGAUCGUAAUCAUUGUAGUAGCAAUCUUCAAUUACGUGAUUGGGUCAUUUAUUGGCCCAAGAAACAACAACCAUAGAUCUAAGGGAUUUGUUGGAUUGAAUAGUAAAACAGCUGCAGAUAACUGGGGACCUGACUUCCGUCAAAACAAUGAUAUAUUUUCAGUAUUUGCGAUGUAUUUCCCUGCUGUUACUGGAGUACAAGCUGGAGCUAACAUUUGCGGUGAUUUAAAGAAUCCAGCCACAGCUAUACCCAAAGGUACUUUUACGGCGCUCGUGAUAUCCAUAUCGACCUACUUGUUUAUGGCAUUGCUGGCUGGCACCGGUGCGGAGCGUGACGCCUCCGGCAGGGUAUCUGACUUGAACAACCAGACACUGGACUCUUGCAAGCCUGCAUGUAAAUAUGGCCUUCACAAUAAUUAUGAGAUAAUGCAACUAAUGUCAAUUUGGGGUCCCAUUAUCUACGCAGGAUGCUGGGCGGCCACUCUAUCCACGGCUCUCACCAACUUACUGUCGGUGCCACGACUUAUACAGGCCUUGGGCAUCGAUCGCAUAUACCCUGGCCUUUUAUUCUUCUCCAAACCUUAUGGCAAACAUGGUGAACCAUAUCGGGGAUAUGUGUUGACGUUUCUUGUGUCACUUUUGUUCCUUUUAAUUGGUGAUUUGGACAAAAUUGCUCCGCUCAUAACAAACUUCUAUCUGGCUUCGUAUGCUCUCAUUAAUUUCUGCACUUUUCACGCCGCAUUCAUCCAUCAUAUUAGUUGGCGGCCAACCUUCAGGUACUACAACACAUGGUUGUCUCUGGCAGGGUUCUUGUUGUGCGCCGGCAUAAUGGUCGUGAUCAGUUGGCUGAUGUCAUUGAUCACAGUUGCUAUAUUUGUAACUCUCUACUUAGUGGUACUUUAUCGCCAACCAGCUGCAAGUUGGGGCAGUAGCACAGAAGCGUACCGGUACCGCGAGACCGUGAACGCCAUCCUGACGAUGACGCAGCGGACGGGCCAUAUCAAGAGCUACAAUCCGCAGCUUCUGGUGCUGACGGGGAAACCCAUGGCGAGAGUCGCGUUGCUAGACGUCGCACACCUCAUCACCAAGGUCGGCUCUUUCAUGAUUGUGGCCGAUAUCACCACUAAAUUAAAAACCUAUCAUGACAUCAGCGAGCGCAAGCAGGCGGUAAACACGUGGCUGGCUUCGCGCAAGUACCGCUCGUUCUACGUGAUCGUGCAGGCGGACUUGGAGAGCGGCGUGCGAUCGCUCGUGCAGUGCGCGGGUCUCGGGCGCGUGGCGCCCAACGUGUUGCUGGUUGGCUACAAGGGCGACUGGAACCGAUGCACGCACAAGGCGCUCGCGACUUACGUCCGGAUUUUAAGGUAUGCAUUCGAGAACCAGCUAGCAGUGUGUAUCCUGCGCAUGCCGUUCCUCAAGUCAUCGGGGUCGUCGACGCGCGUGGGCGGUGCCGACAGCCUGGCGAUGAUAGCGCAAUCGCGAGUGCUGGCCGUCAUGCACUCCAGCUCCAACUUCCAACUCCAAGACGAUGAUAGUGAAGAAGAAGAAGUUGAAGAAACCGAAGUAAAAGAACCAUUGGACGGGGACAGAACGGAUCGGUUCCCAGAAGUGCCACCGCCAGCCGAAUCCAUCACGACUCUCUCUACUCUUCCCCCUCCUCCGCCGCAAAACAAAUCCAAUCUGAGCAAACCAUUCGCCUUACAUUCCACCAGCACAUUGGACACGUGGUGGCUGUACGACGACGGAGGCCUGAACAUGCUUCUCCCGUACAUCAUAGCCAACCGAGGCUUCAAGGAGAAGAUGCCUUUGAGAAUAUUCUCGCUCGCCAGGCCCCAUCACAAAAUUGAAGCUGCACAGAAAUAUAUGGAAGAUUUGCUUUCUAUGUUCCGCAUCGAGUACGACAAACUUCAAAUGGUGACAACUUUGGGAAAUCGCCCUUCAGAAGAAAGCUGGAAUCUUUUCGACAGAUUAGUGCUGAAUUUUAAAGAUAUUGAAAAUGAGGAAUGUCUCAUUACGAAAGAAGAGUUAAAAAGGCAGAAGGACAGAACCUCCCGACAUUUGAGGUUGCGAGAGCUUCUAUUAGAAAAUUCUUCAGAAGCCGGUCUCAUCGUGUUGUCGUUGCCCAUACCGCGGCAGGGAACGUCUGCGGCGCUGUACAUGGCGUGGCUGGAAGCCAUGAGCUAUGAUCUGCCUCCCAUGCUGUUCGUACGGGGGAAUGACGUAUCAGUUCUCAAUAUGUAAUAGAACUAUGCUACUCUUAUUCCCGAAAUCCUUUGUAACCGGGACCACGGGGUGUGACAUACCUAAUUAUGAGACCGUCCUCUUGUGGGAAGCACUACAUAAUGUACUACUCCUCAAAAUAUGUCUGUGUAUUUCCUGUGGUGAUGCCCUUUUCAUAGAUGGACAUGAGCAGUGUGAAAAGUAUUCGUAUCGUAUGAAAACGUCACGAUAUUUUAAUUAUUUGACAGAAGUUUUGAAGUGGAAGUGACGAUUUUGUAUAGUCUGAUAUUUAUGUCAUGUAAUCAAUCAUUUUAUGCAAUAAAACUAAUCGUGUAAAUAUA